Molecule: messenger RNA, 1923 nt
Organism: Scedosporium apiospermum
Lineage: Eukaryota; Fungi; Ascomycota; Sordariomycetes; Microascales; Microascaceae
Exons: 3
Coding region: 1-1923 (640 amino acids)
Source: RefSeq, a predicted model, not a curated record
AUGCAACCCCGAGCGUCCUGGUCACGCAUCAUCGCGCUCCUGUGCGGCUCGGCGCUCAUCCGCCCAGCAGCCAGCUUAGAAUGCCGCCCCGAAGGUCCCAUAUUCCCUAAGCCAGACCUCACCAAGUCGGCAACAUUCGACGCGGCCAUCGGAAAGCUCGAAGCGACCAUCAACUCCGCGAUAGCUGGAGAGAUAAAUGCAGGAUGGAACGUACCAAACACGACAAUCUCAGUUGCAUUCGUAGCCAAGGGUCAGAAGAGUCCCGGAGAGCCUCUAUGGGAGUAUCACCAUCUCGCGGAGAACACCGAGUUAGGCACGAAGAACCUUGAUCGGAAUGCGCAGUAUCAGAUUGGGUCCGUUUCGAAAGCCAUUACGGAUGCCGUGUUGAUUAGGAGCAAUCUGAACCUGGAUGAUCCAAUUACGAAAUAUCUUCCUGGGUUGGGAGGAUCGCCGUCUUUGAUUCCUUGGGAUACCGUUACUUUGCGGGCCCUUGCGUCGAAUCUGGCUGGCAUUCCGCCGAAUUAUGGAUAUUCAGAGUUCUACUACCUCAAGGACAUGUUCGAGGACCUCGGACUACCGCCAAUACCAAACAGUGACUAUCUCAUGUGCGAUGUUUUCGGCCUCAACCUUGGGUGCGCAAAGUCACAAUACAUCGUUGGGCUUAAAGACUCACACCCAGUGGCUCCUCCAAUGCAGCGUCCCGUCUACUCUAACGUCGCCUUUACCCUCCUAAUGUACGCUGUCAGCGCCGCCACGGACCAGACCUACAGCCAAGUGCUCUACGAGUACAUCACAGGUCCCCUCGGAAUGGUAAACACCUACGCAAGCCCGGGCCUCCUCAACUCGUCCGUUGUCCCGCCCGUAGACAACAGCUACGGCUUCUGGUUCGGUGACGCUACCCCAGGAGGCGGUCUCGUGUCAUCGCUGUCCGACCUCACGAGUUUCGUCUACCGCAUCAUCACGUACACCAUCUUCGAUAGCCCGAUGGCGGUCCGGCAGUGGCUCCAGCCUCGGUCGUUUGCCGGAAGUCGGCACUCGUUCUUCGGCAUGCCAUGGGAGAUUUACCGACCUCCCCCCAACGCGGUAUUUCCCAAUUACGAUCCAGAGACGGAGACCGGAGGUCACACGUUUUCUGUGUUUACCAAGGAUGGAGCCGCGUACGGUUAUCGAGCGCGAGUAUCGAUUAUCGACGAGUACAGCGUUGGGCUGGUCAUUUUGGCGGCAGGUGACUCCAGUGCUGUCACCAUCGUGAACGACGCCAUGAUUGCAACGCUCAUCCCGGCCAUUCAUCAAGCGGCAAGGGAGCAGACGGGAGAACUAGGAUAUGUGGGGACAUUCACUGGAUGUUCUGACGCUGCAUUCAACGGGACGAUAGCCAUCGACGAGAACAGCCUAGUUCUAGACUCGCUUAGUUACAACGGCUCAGAUAUCAUCCACGCCUUGAGGGAAAUAUUCGGCGUCACCUACAAGAAUUUAAUUCCAAACUACGAGCCGGGGCCUAUCUUGCGUUUAUACCCAACCGAGGUCGAAGUGGAGGAUGAGACGGAUGACCGAAACGUCGUCAUUCGGGAGGAUUGGCGUUUCGUUUGGGACGUGAAGAGGGAGAGGACGAGCGACUUGCCCGGCCAAACGGUCAGCUCUUACGAUUGCCUUGCGUGGGAGGCUGUCGAUUGGAUUUACUACGGGAGUGAGGCAGUAGACCGUAUCGUGUUUGUCAAGGAUCCGCGGACGAGUGAAGUGCUAUGGAUGGAGGUUCCAUUUUUGAGGAGUCGGGGGAGCCGGGGUAGUGAAUGUGCCCCGGCUGCAACGCCGAAAGCUGGGGGCGGAGACGAGGAUGGGGAACCGAGCGGGGAAGAGGGUGAUGAGGUCGGAGAGGAGGUCGGCGAUGUGGAGGACAAGCCUAAUGAGGGGGUUGAGCCAUAG